Molecule: messenger RNA, 2615 nt
Organism: Ahaetulla prasina
Lineage: Eukaryota; Metazoa; Chordata; Lepidosauria; Squamata; Colubridae
Gene: MEN1
Product: menin 1
Exons: 9
Coding region: 88-1806 (572 amino acids)
Biological process (GO): negative regulation of cell population proliferation; regulation of transcription by RNA polymerase II; negative regulation of cell cycle
Cellular component (GO): chromatin; nucleus; histone methyltransferase complex
Molecular function (GO): chromatin binding; Y-form DNA binding; transcription cis-regulatory region binding
Source: RefSeq, a predicted model, not a curated record
GCGGCGGGGGGCGGGGCCGGAGGCGCAGGCGUGAUCGCUUUGCAGCCGCGCGUUUGAAUUGCUGAGGAGGGGAGCCCUGCGGUGACCAUGGGGCUAAAAAGCACCCAGAAGGGUUUGUUCCCUUUGCGCUCCGUCUCCGAUGUGGUGCGCCUCUUCGAACUGGAACUCCACCGGGAGCAGCCGGAUCUGGUACUUCUCUCCUUGGUGCUGGGCUUCGUGGAGCACUUCCUGGCCGUCAACCGUGUUCUUCCAACCAACGUUCCCGGCAUCAGCUUUGAGCCGGCUCAGGGUCCCGAAAGCCUCACCUACUUCCCCGUGGCUGACUUGAGCAUCGUGGGCGCCCUGCAUGCCCGCUUCACCGCCCAGAUCCGUGGCGCCGUGGAUCUCUCUCUCUACCCCCGGCCGGAUGGUUACUCCUCCCGGGAACUGGUCAAGAAAGUCUCGGACGUUAUCUGGAACAGUCUGAGCCGUUCCUAUUUCAAGGACCGAGCCCACAUCCAGUCGCUCUUCAGCUUCAUCACAGGUACCAAGUUAGACAGUUCUGGAGUGGCCUUUGCGGUGGUUGGCGCGUGCCAGGCCCUGGGGCUCUAUGACGUGCACCUGGCGCUCUCCGAAGACCACGCGUGGGUCGUGUUUGGCAAGGACGGGGAGCAGACAGCCGAGGUCACGUGGCACGGGAAAGGCAACGAGGACCGGCGUGGGCAGACGGUCAACUCGGGCGUGGCUGAACGGGUAACGGAAAACGGCUUCUCUUCUUUGUUGUACUUUCCCUUACCUCUCACCUCUUGUCUGUUGCAGAAGCUACUCUGGGUCCUGUACGACAUGCACCAUUUGGAGAGAUAUCCUAUGGCUUUGGGGAAUCUGGCUGACCUGGAAGAACUGGAACCCACCCCGGGCCGUCCUGACCCUCUUUUCAUAUACCACCAGGGGAUCAACUCAGCCAAGCAAUAUUACAACAACGAGCACAUUUACCCGUACAUCUACCUGGCCAGCUAUCACUGCCGUAACAAAAACGUCAAGGAAGCCCUGGAGGCGUGGGCUGACUCAGCUACCGUCAUUCAAGAUUACAACUACUGCCGAGAGGAUGAAGAGAUUUAUAAGGAAUUCUUUGAUGUCGCCAAUGACGUCGUUCCCAAUUUGCUCAAGGAAGUGGCCAGCCUUGCGGAUUCUACGGAAGAGAAGGGUGCUGUGGAAAGAGGAGAGGCUUCGCCAUCUCAAACGGGAGGCUCGGCGUUGCAGGACCCCGAGUGCUUCGUCCACCUUCUGCGCUUCUACGACGGCAUUUGCAAAUGGGAAGAGGGCAGCCCCACGCCCGUCCUGCACGUGGGCUGGGCCACCUUCCUGGUCCAGUCCCUCAGCCGCUUCGAUGGGACGGUGCGGCAAAAGGUGACCCUGGUGAGCCGGGACCUGGAUGCGAACGACGACGACGACCAAGGCAGUGAGGAUCCUCGGGAAGGUCGGCGGCGGGGUCCUCGCCGAGAAUCCAAGCCGGAAGAGCCGCCCCUGGCUAAGAAGGCCACAGAACGCCGACGUCCGAGCACCACCCAGCGAUCCGAGAGGCCGCUUCCGGAGAAGGAAGAGGGUCUCAGCAGCAGCUCCAGCCCCCGCCCGGAAGGCCUCGUCCUCACCUUCCAAAGCGAGAAAAUGAAAGGCAUGAAGGAACUCCUGGUAGCGGCCAAGAUCAACUCCAGCGCCAUCAAACUGCAGCUCACGGCCCAGUCGCAGGUCCAGCUGAAAAAGCAGAAGGUUUCCGCUCCUCGGACAUACGCCCUGUCCUUCCUCAAGCGACCCCGGAAGACCCUCUGAUCCCUGAGCAAAGCCGGAUGAGAAAAACUUUCUGAUUUCUUGUCAGAAGUUUGCUCGAGUUCUCUUUCCCUCCAGUUUUCUCCUCGGCAACAUUUUGAGAAGACCUGAUAAUCACCUUCAGCUCUUGGCUGGUUGGGUCACAUAUCUUGCUUGGAAAUUCCGCUUUUAGAGGUGGAUUUUGGCUCCUGCCAGGGAGAGCUUAAUUUGGAGGGAUCUGGAGAUAAUACACAAUACCCCCGAGGUUGUGUAGCAUUAGGGACAAAAACAAAAACAAAAACCAGAGACUAGAAAUGACAUCGGACUGUGCAAAAGGACUUGUUGAAUAUUUUUUUUUAACCUCUCUCUCUCUCUCUUUAGUCUCAUGUUUGCAAACAGGACGUGGGAUAAUUCCGUGUUUCUAAUGACACACAGGGGGAUAUAAAUCUUUUUUUUAACUGAGCAACUAAUGAUCCUAACCCGGCUGAAUAUCAAAAAGAUUUGUUAUUUAAAAACAAACGGUAUCGAUGUCAUAACAAACCAGGCGACCGGUUUGUUUGUAAGGAUAAAAGCAAGAACAAGACAGAACUAAGAGGCGUGCACAGAACAGCGAACAAAUCGUCCCGAGUGAUGGCUAACAAUUUUAAAAAAAAAAUCGGGGUAUGUUCAUCCCAUGAAGGUUAUCUUUUAUGAUAAAAGAAAUAUUUCCAAAAGAUCUGAGCCGGACGUUUGGUUCUUGCACUUGUAUAGGAGUUUUAAGAAUUUUUCGUAGACAUUUGCGGAGACAGAAUUAAUAAAUUUUAAGGCUUCUCUUUUUGUUAUAGAAAGGAAAA